CCGGAACUUUAGAUUAUUUAUUGUCUCUAUGGUAAUUCCCUGCAUGGCUUCCGCAUAACAACUGCAUUUGCUUUCAGUAUAUACUGAAGACAUUUAAAGAAAGGAAAAAAUGGCAACAGCGGUCGGACAAAAUCCGUUUAAUUUAACAGCAGCGGGAGAACUUGGAUCUCACCGCGAAACAAUGUUAGACAAUGAAUUACUACUGAGAACAGAACUAGGAAGGCCAAAAAGAAGAGGGUAUGGUUCUCCAGGGGAGGGGUAUAUUUUUGGACGACCAAAUGAUGCCAGACAUGGCGGUGCAGAUGAUGCCUUGCAUGGUUGGCCAAGGAAUCUUUCCACAACAACAUUACCCUUUGCAAAGAAGGACAAGAAUGCAAGUAGAGAUUUCAUGGCUCUCAACAAAGCUGCAGUGCAAAAUGGACUAGUCACAGCCGGAGAAAAUUAUGAAUUUAGAGCAACACACGAUGUUCGUCGGAAAACAGCUGGGUCAGAAAAUACCAGACUUCGGACCAGGAGAAUACCUCCAACAAUGGUAUUUGGAAUAUCAACAAGACCAUCCACUCCUAUUUUCGAUUUAUUAGAACACAAGUACCAGGAUAAAUGGCUGCAGCAAAGAAGACAACAGGAGCUUGCAAAGAGAAAAGAAGAGACUCAGAAUCCAAUACUACCUGAGGCAAGAUUAUCCCAAUCAGCAGGGCCAUACCCAAUUAAAAGGAAACAUUUAUGGGACAUGAAGCAAAAGAGAAACCCCAGCAAAGUAUACGAGACCAGGGCCUCGCUUCUGAGGACGUACCAGAAUCCGGUUGAGGACGCCCCACUCUGGCAAAUGCCAAAGUUCAAGAGCUCAGCGAAACCUUCACUGGAAACAUUCCGUUCUCCACAAGCUAGAGAAAUAGCAUUCAGAAAUUUUGAAUCAGACCAAAUUUCAAGAAAAGGGAAACUUGGCCAUGGAACAUAUGAACCUGCCGUCAAUUAAAGUUCUUUAAAUAGAUUUUCCCAAUAUCAUUCUAGAUAUCAGAAACAGUUGAACAUAAUUGUUAUUAAUGAAUAUGUCAAAACUUUGGCAAUCUUUAAGUUUACAAUUUAACGAAGUAUUAAUCAGUCUGCUUGCCAGUAGAAAAUCCUUGUGUUUUCAUUGUUAAUGAUAUUUAGAAUAAUUUUUCAUUUUUUUUAAUAUACUGAUUUUUGAAUUGUAAUAUGAAAGUUUUCGUACUUCUAGGAAUACAAUGUUUACACGUAAGGUAUUGUUUUCAAGGUAAAUAACAGAAGUUUGUGAACUAAUGUACCUUACAGAGCAAAACACCCACACAAGACUGAGAUUUCAAAUCUGUAAGUUUCAUUGUUGAAAUAUUGUUACAAUGUUUUGCCUCCUCGCCUUUGUGUGAUUAAUAAUAUUUAUGGCGUGUCUGUGAUACUGUACAUAUAGAGUGAAACCAAGCAUAUAUUUUUUUCUGUGCAGGCCUAUUGAUGCUAUAAUCAUCUGUUCAGCAAUUUCUCACCCUGAAAAAGAUCAUGCACAAAAUUCUUGUACAGUCUCCAUCGAGGUGUAGACCUCUUUCUUACAUGAAUGUUGUAAAUUAUGAGUAAAUUAAUAUCAAUGAUUAAAACGCUUUAAAUUUAAUAUCGGAUGUAAAAGCGAAUCGUGUUUUUACACACUCAUUUCUAUUCCUCCACGAUGUUGUGUUUGUAUUUAUAAAUAAAAUAUGGUAAUAACGAU
Molecule: messenger RNA, 1717 nt
Organism: Ostrea edulis (European flat oyster)
Lineage: Eukaryota; Metazoa; Mollusca; Bivalvia; Ostreida; Ostreidae
Product: cilia- and flagella-associated protein 77-like
Exons: 8
Coding region: 110-976 (288 amino acids)
Source: RefSeq, a predicted model, not a curated record